This is a messenger RNA of Didymodactylos carnosus, 3189 nucleotides long. The record is from the annotation of a GenBank genome assembly. NCBI's taxonomy places the organism in Eukaryota, Metazoa, Rotifera, Eurotatoria, Philodinida, Philodinidae.
AUGGAAACGUUGGAUAAAGACGCUCGAUACCAAUGGUUAGAAAGUCGAAUUGUGUCAACACUACAACCAAAACGUGAUGCAAUUCAAAGUCUAAUCGAAAAUGAUGAAAAUAGAUUAAGUGUCCAAGAAUUCCUUGAUAAUGAAGAUGUGACAAAUUUGUACAUAAUCUAUCGUUCGUUAACGCACUUGUACGCUCAAAAUAGUCCACCUGGACAAUCGUUCGACAAAGGACUCCUCUUUAUUAAAGCUGCAAUAGCAACGAAAUUAACAACUGAAAAUAUCAAUACGGAUGUCUCAUGUAUGGAAAUAUUUUCUGAAAUUGUACAUUAUGUCGAUUUGGUUACACGUGACGUGUUUAUGCCAUUAUUUACAAUGAAUCAAUCUGUACCAGAUACAGAAAAAGAUCGAUUUUUAGAUUUAUUUCAUCGAAUUAUAAAUCAAACAGCUGCUACACAUACACUCGUUUCUGAAUCAGUUGUUUUACCAUUACCAGCAUUUAACGUUUUAGCAGAAAUUGCACAAACAACACCGGAAAGACAACAAACAGUAUUGAAUGUACUGGAAACAACUGUAACAAAUUGGAGUAAACAAAUCAAAGCAUUGUUGCAAGAAGAAAUUAAAAUAUCGUGGGCACCAUUGUUAUCGCCUGAUGAUAAAAAUUCGCAGCAACAACAACAUUUAAUUAAAAAUGAAAUUCAAUUGUGGACCAGUCGAAUAAAUAAAUUAAACAAUUUACUUGUACAAUUAGACUCUCCAUUUGUUCAAGAUGUAUUGAGAAAUCUAGCAAGAAAUAAAAGUCCAUACAUCCAAUCAUUUGUCGACAUGAAAGAAAAUAUAACUAGAGCUGUAUCACAUGCUGAGCGAAAUUUAAGAUUUGCGAGUACAUUGACACCGUGGAUCUAUCAGAUCAACAGUACAAAUUCUGUGGAAGAAAUUGUGAAAAUAUUACCGUGUUUUAUGCAUACAGUUUUCCUCAUAUGGAGACAUUCAUUUUAUUAUCAUCAAAAAGAUAAAUUUCAUCAUUUAUUACAAUUGUUAUCGGCCGAACUUGUUCUAAGAGCAAAACGAAUGAUUGGAAAAGAUAUAUUCUCUAAUCCAGAGAGUACAUAUGCUGGUCUGAAAGAUGCCUUGUCAAUUUGUGCAAUGUUUCGUGGUACAUAUUUGGAUUACAAAGAAAAAGCGGAUGCUUUAAAUUCAAAAUAUAUGAUACCAGAGAAAAAAAUUGAUCCCAGUAAAAUGUUAAUCUGGCAUGUUCAUCCCUAUGGUGAAGAUGAUCCAUACAAAGAUAUUCUAUCGAACAAUGAUGAAUUUGCUGUAUUGAGAAAAUCAAGUCCCUGGCCACCGAGAAAUGCGUCCUGUUUUCAAACAUUGAACGCUUUAAUUGAAAGAUGUAAUGAUGUUCAAGAAUUAACAUCCACAAUUCGUCAAUUUAACAUUUUAUCUGAAACAGCAAAAAUUGGUGGAACAUUAACAAAGACAAUGGAUACGAUGGUAUCUGAAAUACAAUUAAAAUAUAAACUAGCUUUAGAAAAUUUUACACAAUCGGUAGACGAUGAUGUAAUGGACAUUUCACAUAAAUCAGAAAAAUUUGAACAAGCUUUUUUCUAUUUACGUACAAAAUUAAAACAAUUGGAACAUGAAUUAGCUUGGAUAUUAAAACAAUGUUUUCAACGUUCAUAUACAUUGUAUUCAAAAUUAAAUUUAAUUGAUGUAUUUCGUGGUGCAUACGAACGAGAAGCAAUACAACGUGAAUUAAAUACCGAAGAAAAAUGGAUGAUACAAAAUUUAUUUGAUGAAUUUGAACAAGUGCAAAAAAUGAUUGGAAUACAAUCAACGGAAUCAGCUGCCUAUACUUAUUUGCCAACAACCAUAAGAAAAUUAUUGUAUUAUCAUGGAUUGAAAGAACGAAUAAGAGAACCAAUGCAACAGUUUACCGACUUAUGUCCAAGAAUAAUAAAUAGUGAUACUGGAUGGGAAUUGAGAGAAGCCUAUCGUGUUACUAUGGAAAAAAUUGAUGCAGUAAAAGAUGAAAUAUACGCAAGAUGGGAAACAUCGGCAUCAAGUCAAAUAUCUGAUCAACUAUUACAACCCGUUUUUAAAACUAUUAUAUUUGAUGAAACAGUUGAUAUUCGUGCUCAAGCAGUUGAAGUUAAUUUUGAUCCAGAAUUAGAAUGUUUAUUGAGAGAAAUUCAUUAUAUAACAAGUGCUCCAUUAAAUUAUCCAUUACCAUCAAAAUUUCGUGAAUUAUUACCAAUUAUUCAUGAUGACAGUUCAUUUCGAUUAUGGGCCACUCGUCUACGAGCAAUAGUAUCAAAAUAUAAUUAUCUUAUGAGACAAAUGCAACCAGAAGAACGAAAUAUAUUUGAACCAAAAUUAGUUAAAAUAGAUGAGAUUAUUCGUAAAGGUACAACAUUGUAUAAUUGGAAAAGUCUUGAUUUAUCUGAUUUUAUUGAACAAGCUGAUGGUCUUAUUUGUUUGGAUGCUGCUAAAUCUUUAGAAAUAGUACAAGCACAUGUAAAUACUAUACGUUCAUUAGCCUAUGAAUGGUCAAAUAUUAAUUCAGAUAUAUUUGCAUAUUAUGUUGUCAAUGAUGAAGGACAAACAUCACUAUGUAAAACAUUUAAAAAUGCACAACAAAUGCAAACCGAAGCAGCACCCGCUUGGCAAGAAUAUAUUGAUUAUAUUAAUGAAAUGAUCUUAAACGGUAUUAAAGCAACAACGUUAAUUAGUUUGAAAAAUAUGCUUAUCACAAUGACAGAUGAACAGAAAAAAAUUCCGCCAAUCUGUAUACUCGUAGAAUUAAUUGAUGAUCAAUUAACUUAUGAUCCUCCAUUAGUCGAAGAGACAAGUCAAUUGAGUUUACAAGAGAAUUUAAAUUUAUGGAUGAAUGAUUUUAUUCAACGGGGAUUAUCUAUUGAAAUUCUUGGAAAUAAUAAGAUGACCUAUUCAAAUUCCAUUUCUCAAGAUUCACUUGUCAUUGAUUUAAUUGAUAAAAUUCGUUCUUAUAUUGAUGGUGCUUGUUUAGAAUGUCAAAAAUUAUUUACAUUUUUUGAUGAAUAUUCAUUUUUAUAUCGAUUACCGGUCAAUCAAUCGUUUGAACAUUUUUUACAUGGUGAAAAACGUAUUGCAUCCAAAGAACCAACAAAUAAAAGAAAUUUUAUUAAUGAACAUGAUGCAGGAAGACGGUAG